AUGAGUACUCCUGCAAAUUAUACGCGUGUUCCCUUGUGCGAACCAGAGGAGCUGCCAGCCGACAUACAAAAAGAGAAUGAAUAUGGUACACUAGAUUCUCCAAAGCACUUGUACCAAGUCAAAUCACGUCAUGGAGAACCAUUAUCAGAACCUGUCAUUGACACUCCUCCUUACUAUAUUUCCUUAUUGACGUAUCUAAACUAUUUGAUUUUGAUCAUACUGGGCCAUGUUCAUGAUUUUUUAGGUAUGACUUUCCAAAAGAGUAAACAUUUGGAUCUUUUGGAACGUGAUGGGUUAGCACCUUGGUAUUCAAAUUUCGAGAGUUUUUACGUUAGAAGAAUUAAGUUGAGAAUUGACGAUUGUUUUUCUAGACCAACAACAGGUGUUCCUGGUAGAUUUAUUCGUUGUAUCGAUAGAAUAUCUCAUAAUAUAAACGAGUAUUUUACCUACUCGGGCGCAGUAUACCCAUGCAUGAACUUAUCAUCAUAUAACUAUUUAGGCUUUGCACAAAGUAAGGGUCAAUGUACUGAUGCUGCCCUAGAAUCUGUCGAUAAAUAUUCUAUUCAAUCGGGUGGACCAAGAACUCAAAUUGGUACUACGGACCUGCACAUUAAAGCAGAGAAAUUGGUUGCCAGGUUUAUCGGUAAGGAGGAUGCUCUUGUUUUCUCAAUGGGUUAUGGAACGAACGCCAAUUUGUUUAACGCUUUUCUGGAUAAGAAAUGCUUAGUCAUAUCUGAUGAACUAAACCACACCUCCAUUAGGACAGGUGUUAGACUAUCAGGUGCUGCUGUGAGAACUUUCAAGCAUGGUGAUAUGGUGGGAUUAGAAAAGCUUAUUAGAGAACAAAUUGUCCUUGGCCAACCAAAAACAAAUCGCCCAUGGAAGAAGAUUCUAAUUUGUGCGGAAGGGUUGUUUUCCAUGGAGGGUACGUUGUGCAAUUUGCCAAAAUUGGUUGAAUUGAAAAAGAAAUAUAAAUGUUACCUGUUCAUCGAUGAAGCUCAUUCUAUAGGUGCCAUGGGUCCAACUGGCCGUGGUGUAUGUGAAAUUUUUGAUGUUAAUCCCAAGGACGUUGACAUCCUAAUGGGCACUUUUACUAAGUCCUUUGGUGCUGCUGGUGGUUACAUUGCUGCUGAUAAAUGGAUUAUUGAUAGAUUGAGAUUAGAUUUGACCACUGUUAGUUAUAGUGAAUCGAUGCCAGCCCCUGUUUUAGCUCAAACUAUUUCCUCUUUGCAAACUAUUAGUGGCGAAAUAUGUCCGGGACAGGGUACUGAAAGAUUACAACGUAUUGCCUUCAACUCCCGCUACCUACGUUUAGCUUUGCAAAGGUUGGGAUUUAUUGUCUACGGUGUUGCCGACUCGCCAGUCAUCCCACUUUUGCUGUAUUGUCCUUCUAAAAUGCCUGCAUUUUCGAGGAUGAUGUUACAAAGAAGGAUUGCCGUUGUUGUUGUUGCCUAUCCCGCUACUCCAUUAAUUGAAUCGAGAGUGAGAUUCUGUAUGUCAUCAUCUUUAACAAAAGAAGAUAUUGAUUAUUUAUUACGUCAUGUUAGUGAGGUUGGUGAUAAAUUGAAUUUGAAAUCAAAUUCAGGGAAAUCUAGUUACGAUGGUAAACGUCAAAGGUGGGACAUCGAAGAAGUCAUUAGAAGAACACCUGAGGACUGUAAGAACGACAAGUAUUUUGUCAAUUAA
This is a messenger RNA of Saccharomyces mikatae IFO 1815, 1686 nucleotides long. It is a transcript of the gene LCB2, whose product is annotated as serine C-palmitoyltransferase LCB2. The transcript has a single exon. NCBI's taxonomy places the organism in Eukaryota, Fungi, Ascomycota, Saccharomycetes, Saccharomycetales, Saccharomycetaceae. Gene Ontology annotation, molecular function: pyridoxal phosphate binding; serine C-palmitoyltransferase activity. The record is from RefSeq and is a predicted model, not a curated record. Gene Ontology annotation, biological process: ceramide biosynthetic process; sphingosine biosynthetic process. The coding region runs from base 1 to 1686 and encodes 561 amino acids. Gene Ontology annotation, cellular component: serine palmitoyltransferase complex.